This is a messenger RNA of Frankliniella occidentalis (western flower thrips), 1537 nucleotides long. It is a transcript of the gene Fkbp14, whose product is annotated as FK506-binding protein 2. NCBI's taxonomy places the organism in Eukaryota, Metazoa, Arthropoda, Insecta, Thysanoptera, Thripidae. Gene Ontology annotation, molecular function: calcium ion binding; peptidyl-prolyl cis-trans isomerase activity. The record is from RefSeq and is a predicted model, not a curated record.
ACUCAGGCGUGUUGCGUCCCGCGGCCCCCGGCCCCAAGCCCGGCCCCCUAGCCCCACACCGGCUCGGCCCGUCACUUCAGUCGGCCCGCGUCUGUCGGCCCAGCUGCGUCCCGCACUCCCGCGCGCUCGUGUGUGGUGCACCACUGCCAUCAUGUCCCUGCCCAGGAAAGCCCUCCUGCUGCUGGCCCUGGCCGCCGCGUCAGCGGCCGUGCUCGCCGGCGAGGUCAAGGAGACCCCCGAGGGCCUCAAGAUCGAGAUGCUGACCGUCCCCGAAGGCUGCUCCGUCAAGUCCAAGAACGGCGACAGUCUCACCAUGCACUACACUGGGACCCUGGCCGACGGCACCAAGUUCGACUCCAGGUCAGCGGCUACCUGCGCAAGCAGCUGGUGGAGGCCGAAAAGGGCGAGGCCGCGGAGGAGGUCAAGCAGAUGCUGCAGGACCACGACAAGCUGGUGGAGGAGAUCUUCCAGCACGAGGACAAGGACAAGAACGGCUACAUCUCGCACAACGAGUUCUCGGGCACCAAGCACGACGAGCUGUGAGCCGCGAGGGCUUGACAGACCAAGGUGAGCGGCUAUCUCAAGAAGCAGAUGGUAGCUGCUGAGGGUAGCGAGGGCGCCGAGGACGUCAAGAAGAUGCUGGAGGAGCAUGACAAGCUGGUGGACGAGAUCUUCCAGCACGAGGACAAGGACAAGAACGGCUUCAUCUCCCACGAAGAAUUCUCCGGACCCAAGCACGACGAGCUGUAAUAGCGUGGUGUACCUUAAUUUAUUGUCCAUCCGUGAGGAGGCGCCCGUCUCUGCAAUAUUUUGAAAUUCAUGUAAGUCAAAAACUCCGCCAAGUCUUACGAUGGAAGUCUCCCUCACUGUGGUAUUUAUGUACCUCGAAAAGUAUUUUGCCUGAGGACUGUUUUGUGUGUCUGAGUGUGCAUGUGCGUGUGAGUGCUUACGAGCGAAAAUUUUGACUGUCCUUUUGUUUCCUUUUGUACGAAACUAGAUUAAUUUUUUAUACUGUCUCGUGCCCUUACGAGCAGGAGGUUCCUGCUUAGAGUUGCGUAGGCAAACGACCGCUUAAUGCAACUGGGCCGUUUUUGUACAUGUGUAAAUUAAUGACUUUUGUAUCAGCCUGUGCACGAUUAUUGUGAUUUGAUUAGAAACUGCUUCAAUUAUUAACAAUGGAGUUAUUUCUGCCGUCUCCUGAUUGUCUCUCUUGUCAUCUUUGCCCUUCUCGGGAAACGUCUUUGUUACAAUUGUUAUGUUUUGUUGAGUAAGUUAUAGAUCUAAGGAUACAACCUUACUGUUGUGAUUAUGCGCUGUUGAGAAUUGGAUGUACUUACUACUUGUGUAUGUUUACAUUUCUUUGCUCAAAUCAGAAGUAAACGAUUUUUUUUUUUUGAAAAAAAAAAGAGAAAGAAAGCAACGACGCGUGACUUAAGACUGUUUCUGUGCAUUAGCAGCAGAUAGUAAUAAAUGCAACAGUAUGAUUGUACCACGUUGUUAAAGCUGGAGUUGUUUCAAUAAAAAACAAACACAACUA